Bemisia tabaci is the source of this 3521-nucleotide messenger RNA. RefSeq lists its product as uncharacterized. The record is from RefSeq and is a predicted model, not a curated record. NCBI's taxonomy places the organism in Eukaryota, Metazoa, Arthropoda, Insecta, Hemiptera, Aleyrodidae. Gene Ontology annotation, cellular component: nucleoplasm; nucleolus.
UUUCCUUUCUCAUCCAUGUGUCUCUGAAGUUCGCCUCGUGUUACCUUGUGAAUCAGUCUAAUUUAAAUUAUUAAAUCAUGGCGGCGAACAAAACUAUAGCCUCGUUAGUUUACGAUUAUUUAAUGAAAACAGACUUUUCAUUAGCACAAGUGUUUCAGAAGAAAACUAAAGCUCCACCAUUACCGAAAGGAUCCCCAUCCAUUCAAGAAGUAGUGAAGCAUUUCGAUUUGACGUCUCCAAGGAAGUUCAAAUUAUCAGAAGAAGUCAAGAAGACAUCAUCUGAUUCCAGUGAUGAAUCGGAAGAAGAAACUGUUGCCAAACCAACCAAACCUCUCAUGAAUGGUAAUGCAAAGAAACCUGUCGUCGGCAAGAAGCAACAGUCCAGUUCAAGUGAAGAUAGCAGUGAAGAUGAUGCCCCACCAGCUGCAAAAGCAGCUGCCGCAAAAGCCCAAGCGGCUAAAAAACCACCCAUGACCAAUGGCAAGGGUCCCAAGAAACAGGAAUCCGAUGACUCAUCUGAUGAUUCCUCUGAUGAGGCACCUGCUGCUAAACAGCCAGCCAAGGCAGCUGUUCCAGCCAAGAAACCAGCUGCAGCUGCUGAAGAGAGCAGUUCAGAAGACAGUUCUGACGAGGAACCAGCCCCGAAACAACCGGCCAAAGCUCAGCCUGCAGCCAAGAAACCCGCAGUUGCUCCAAAAGUCGCUCCCAAAGCAGCAGACAGCUCAUCUGAUGACUCCAGCUCAGAUGACGAACCAGCAGCCAAAGCAGCACCUGUAGCUGCUAAGAAAGCCACGCCUGUCGCCAAGCCAGGAAAACAAGAAAGUUCCUCUGACGAUUCAAGUGAGGAGGAAGAGACGCCGGCACCUAAGAAAGCUGCUGUUGCGGCUCCAAAAGCAGCAGCUGCGGCUCCAAAAGCAGCAGCUGCGGCCAAGAAACAAGCUGCCAAGCAGGAGUCCAGUUCUGACGACAGUUCUGAAGAUGAGGCACCAACCAAAGCUGCUCCUCAGAAAGCAGCACCCGCAGGAAAGAAACCUGUAGUGCAGGUCAAAGCCUCUGCCAAACAAGAUUCCAGUUCAGAGGACUCAAGCUCUGAAGAAGAGGCCCCUGCCAAGAAACCAGCCGUCCAGACUCCGAAACAAGCUGCUCCCAAAAAAUCAAUAGGAACACCGUUCCCAGCAAAAAAAGCUGAGAGCUCAUCUGAUGAAGACUCCAGCUCUGAAGAAGAAGCCCCCGCAAAGAAACCAGCUGUCCAGACGCCCAAACAAGCUGCUCCCAAAAAGUCAAUUGGAACACCAUAUCCUGCGCAGAAAGCUGAAAGCUCCUCAGAAGAGGAUUCAAGUUCUGAGGAAGAGCCUGCUGUGAAAGCACCACCGGCCGUUGGAGGAAAGAAGCAAGCAGGUGCGGCUAAAGCACCAGCAGCUAAAAAAGAGAGUAGUGAUGACUCAAGUGAUGAUAGCGAUGAAGAAGAAGAACCAGCUAAGCCAUCCAAAAAACCUGCAGCUCAACCACAAGCACAAAAAGGCGUUAAGAGAAAAGCUGAUGCUGAUGAGGACUCCAGUGAGGAAUCCGACGAUGAUGACGAAACUCCUGCUAAAAUUGCUCCAACACCAGCAAAGAAAGCAGCUGUCAAGAAAGAUUCAGACUCCGAUGAGGAUUCUGAUGAAGAUGAAGAAGAAGCUGCCCCUCCAAUGAAAAAAAGCAAGAAGGAACAGCCUGCGCUCAAUGGUAAACAGAAAUUCGGCGGUGGCGGAAAUGAUAACAAGUACAACAAUUUCGUCAAAUCCAAUGAUGACUGGAAAGAAAACGGCAGAGGCGGUUUCCGUGGAGGCCGUGGUGGCCAGCGGGGCGGCAGAGGAGGAGGUUUCAAGAAGUUCGAUGGUGAAGACGGGGGCAGAAAGAGUUGGGGUGGAGAAGAAGGCGGAUUCCGGAAAAGCUGGGGCAACAAGGGAGAAGGUGGAGAAGAAGGAGGGUUCCGAAAAAGCUGGGGCAAUAAAGGAGAAGAUGGAGAGGACGGUGGCUUCAAAAAGAGUUGGGGCAACAGAGGGGGUGGAGGUGACAGAGGUGGAUUCAGAGGUGGUCGAGGCGGCUUCCGUGGAGGAGACAAUGAGGACGGUGGCUUCAGGAAAAGCUGGGGUGGAAGUGGAGGCGACCGAGGCGGGUUCCGCGGUCGAGGUGGCCGAGGGGGUGGUGACAGAGGCAGGGGAGGAAGAGGAGGCUUUGGUGAUAGGCGAGGAGGAGGUGGUGACAGAGGGGGUAGAGGAGGAUUCAAUAGGAACUCAUUCGGUGGAUCAGACAGCACUCCACAGAACAAGAAAAUUACAUUUGACGAUUAAGUGCGAGGAUCUCGCGGCAGCUGGGGUGAAAAAGCUGCUUUUGACCUGAAGAUGACCCGAGGAAAGUCGUUCAAGCACGAGAAGACAAAAAAGAAAAGAGGAAGCUACCGAGGAGGUCAAAUCUCCACUGGUGUGCACUCAAUACGCUUUGAUGACUAGAGCCCGUUCGCACUGACUGUAAAUUUUGUAAAUAUCUUUGUAUAUAUUCUCCCCGGUCCCCUCUCUCUGUUAACACUUUGUCUCAAGCUUUAGCCACCAGGUGGAAUUCAGAGCUUGUCCGCUGUGAAUUUUGUUACGUUUUGUGGUGCUGACCGACAGAUGCUGUAUUCGUGCCGCUGUCAUGCACCAGCGUUGGUUAGCUUCCUCCAAGUUCGACUAUAUCUUUUCGAAAAACUUGAUUUUUUAGGCCCCGAAUACUGGCGGGUCUUUAACCAUAGAAAGUGGUUAUAUUGUGAUUUAACUUUGAAAGUGAUUAAACUCUAAGGGAGCUCUAUCUCUUUUGAAAUGCAUUUUCUCUUCCCCUGAUCAUGUCUCAAAUUGGGAGGAGGGUUGCCAGUUCUAUUUUUUUUAUUCCUAUCAUGGCCAUUUUUAUUAUUUUAACUUUCAUUUUACGAAGUUUCCAGUCUCACCUUCAUAUUUUUACAUUGGAAUAUUAUUUUAACACAUAAUUCAAGGCUAACCCGGUGCAUUCAUUUUCUGCCCCUAUCUGAAGUCUUCUUGCUGUGUUAUACUGGAAUUGGCAUGGUCAGCCCCCCCCUCCCUGAUCUCGUUCCAUUUGAUUUUAUCUAACGAGAUCGUUUUACCCAUAAUUCAUCUCAGGUUAAUCUUUUGUCAUUCUCCGAUAUCAUCAGAUCCUAAAUAUCUAUGGAGUUCUAUAAUUUUCUGACUAUUCUUUUAAGCAUUUUUUGUGCUAUCUAACCUCACAAUUAUUUUGAUCGAAUCCUCUAAAUGCUGAUCCUUUAUUUUGUUUAAGUUCCUCUGAGGUCAAUUUUGUUUAUUUGCCACCAUUUAAGCUCGGCGGUUUCUUGUCUUAAUAUAUAUCUUUUACACUGGAAGGUCUGUAUUGACUUUGAUGUAUUUGUGACAUUGUGGAAGUUUAAAAGAACCAUUUUAAGAUAAAUGAAUAUUUUCUGCCCUGUAUCAUAGACUAUUUUUGUUGAUUAAACAUGCGCUGAUUGAUUUGAUAAA